This is a messenger RNA of Penicillium angulare, 354 nucleotides long. RefSeq lists its product as uncharacterized. The transcript has 4 exons. The record is from RefSeq and is a predicted model, not a curated record. Gene Ontology annotation, molecular function: flavin adenine dinucleotide binding; oxidoreductase activity, acting on CH-OH group of donors. Bases 1 to 354 code for a protein of 117 amino acids. NCBI's taxonomy places the organism in Eukaryota, Fungi, Ascomycota, Eurotiomycetes, Eurotiales, Aspergillaceae.
AUGUCGUAUUUGCGGGAUAUCGUUACAUUUCGCGCCGUUGGAGCACGCGACGACUAUGAAGAGUGGGCACGUAUCGCUGGGGACGACGAUUUCUCGUGGAAGAAUAUUCAAAAAAGACUGAAAGACCUGGAGACUUUUCAUGGGGAACUUCCUGAGGCAUAUAAUGAACUUCGCUCGACGGCAGAGGACUUGGUCAUUGGCAAGGAGAGAAAGAAUUUAACAAUCAUCACCAAUGCGCCGGUUCAGCGCGUGCUCCUGGAAGAAAAAAAGGCCAUAGGAGUUGAGUCAAACGGCAAAAAGUUCUUUGCCACAAAGGAGGUUAUCCUCUCUGCUGGGUCACUCAACGAUCCCUGA